AACCAACAACAGGAAGAAAAGCGGUUGAUCUGUCAAAAAAAGAACAACAACGUAAUCUUCCCUUGCAAAAGCGAUUUCUGGAAGCCAAAAUUAUACCCCGAACGCGUCCAUCCGCAUAUCGAACCGAAACAUUACUUGCUUACGGACUCAAAACGCAGCUACAGCUUACCGCAGCCGGUGCAGGACACGAUGUCCAAAGCGAAUAAAAUUGUGCUGCGAAUCCAAUCAGCUGAUGGCACGAAGCGCAUCGAAACAGAGCAAACGGUUCCGACAAAAGGCUUGUACGAGCUGGUCAAAGCAGCAUGUGGGUUCGAUCAUUACGACUUUGCACUGUACCGUGAGCGAAACUACACAAAGGAGAUUGUUUCCAGCGGUUCACAGGAAGUGAAAGAUAUUGGUCUCAAACAUGGUGAUAUCGUAUAUUUACGGCUAGUAGAGGGGCCUUCUACUUCAAAGGCCGCGGAACGGAGUGCGUCGGUUAAUUCGUUAGCUUCAAGCCACAGUUCCUCCCUGAGCAGUGCGACAUUCAGCCGAGAGGCUACCCCGUCGACCAGUUCCAAACCAUCCACAUCAGCAGCAGCAGAGCUCGCCAUCUUAGAGGAUGCUGUCGACUUGGAGCUAUACAAGCAGGACGGCCGCAUCAAACGUAACCGUGACGCGAAGCUCUGCCGCCACAAUUCGAACGGAUGCUGCGUGCACUGCUCACCACUGGAACCGUGGGACGAAAACUACCUCAAGGAGCAAAAGAUAAAGCACUUCAGCUUUCACUCCUACCUGAAGAAGCUAACGUCCGGCGCUGCCCGCGGAAAGUUCGUUGCGCUCGAGGAUUUGAACUGCAAGAUAAAGUCAGGCUGCCGGGACCAUCCGCCGUGGCCGAAAGGCAUCUGCUCGAAGUGCCAACCGUCGGCAAUCACGCUUAACCGGCAACCGUACCGGCACGUCGACAACGUGAUGUUCGAGAACACGGGCAUCGUCGAGCGGUUCCUCAACUACUGGCGAACGAGCGGCCAUCAGCGAAUCGGUUUCCUGUUCGGCAAGUACGAACUUCACCCCGACGUUCCGCUCGGCAUCAGGGCGCGUGUGGCCGCAAUUUACGAGCCACCGCAGGAGAGCAACCGGGACUCGAUACGCCUGCUGGACGAUCCGCACGAUGCGGACGUAGACGAGCUGGCACGGUUGCUCGGUUUGCAGCGUGUUGGGUGGAUCUUUACGGAUUUGUUGAGUGAGAAUCUGGCCAGCGGGACGGUGAAGCACGUGCGCAACAUCAAGACGCACUUUCUUACCGCGCAGGAGUGCAUACUGGCAGGACAUUUGCAGAACAAAUAUCCUAACCGCUGCAAGGACUCGUCCAACGGAUACUUUGGUUCGAAAUUUGUGACAGUUUGUGUGACCGGUGACGAGAAGAAACAAGUGCACAUGGAAGGUUAUGCCGUAUCGGCACAGUGUAUGGCGCUGGUGCGAGACAACUGUCUCAUUCCUACGAAGGAUGCGCCCGAGCUAGGAUAUAUACGCGAGUCGUCCGAUAAGCAGUACGUUCCGGACGUUUACUACAAGGAAAAGGAUGUCUAUGGUAAUGAGGUGCAACGCUUGGGGCGACCCCUGCCGGUCGAGUAUCUGCUGGUCGAUGUGCCGGCGUCGACGCCGCUCGUUCCGCUGUACACAUUCCUGGAGCGGAAGGAUGCCAAGCAGUACUUCCCGGUCGAGAACAGACUGAUCGACGGUCACAUACAGGAUUUUUCGGCCCUUGCCGACUAUUUGGCAAAAUCACGUUCGCUGCCCUUCCUGGAUGCUGUGUCCGAUUUUCACUUGCUGUUUUAUCUGUACCGCAUGGAGGAUAUGCUGCCGAUGAAAUCCCAGCUGGGCCCACUGCUAGAAGCGGUCCGCACCAAGGAUAAGGCAAAGGCUAAUGAGUGGAAAUCGCGAGAGGUGUGGAAAACGCUCGAAGAGCUAAUUGAGGCCAGCUCCAAUCAUGAUGAUUCUAGCAUGAGCAACGAUGUCGAAUUUGUGCCGAGCGGUGAUGCGGAACAGAACUGGAUCUGUACGUUCUGCACGUUCAUCAACAGCCGGGAGCUGCCGGCGUGCGAGAUUUGCAAUCUUCCCAGAUCCAGACAAUGAAGAGCUUAGCUUGGUGCCCAAUGCCCAAUGCUGUUGCUAGGCACAUAAAACCAACGGGGAGGAAAAAAAACGGCAAGCAUCAUCAUCAGCUCAUCGACAAAGAUCCUGCGAAACACUGCAAACUUUUAACUCUAGUUCACCCUACAAUCGGUGAACAUACCACUGGAGCGGCAAAUGUGCUUUGGGAGGCAACCAUUAUCAUGCAGCGUUACGGCUACCACAUAUAGCUAUAAGCUGGGGAGGGCUUUCUUUUUAGUCUAAUGCAUAACGAAUAACACUUCGGUUGACUAGACCAGAGGGAAAGGAUGGAAACAAGUUGAGCAGGUGUUGAGUGGUCAACCCAAACACACUCUCUCUCUCUAUCUCUCUCUCAAACACAGUCUAUUUCUCUCUACGUCACACUGUUUCUUGAGGGGUGCAUGAAAGCAGCAGCUAAGACAUGAGCGCAAGCGGUGAGCCUAAGCGUAGGGAAAUGAUUAAAUUAUUUAUUCAACAACAACAGCAUCUGGCUACGGUGUGAGCCAUUCCCGGUUUCCCUCACCCCCUCACCCCCCCCCCCCCUCCCCCACCCCCAUCCGGUGUCAGCGUCCAGACAAGGUUAAAGCAGAGAUGAUCACAUUGAAGGUGGAAGUCGACCACAAACAGAAAACUGAUAAAUCGAUAGCAAGGUAAACUGAUUCAAAUAAAGCCCAUCAUACAAGCA
Molecule: messenger RNA, 2818 nt
Organism: Anopheles stephensi (Asian malaria mosquito)
Lineage: Eukaryota; Metazoa; Arthropoda; Insecta; Diptera; Culicidae
Gene: Npl4
Product: nuclear protein localization protein 4 homolog
Exons: 10
Coding region: 190-2115 (641 amino acids)
Biological process (GO): ubiquitin-dependent protein catabolic process
Cellular component (GO): nucleus
Molecular function (GO): ubiquitin protein ligase binding; ubiquitin binding
Source: RefSeq, a predicted model, not a curated record